Messenger RNA from Lolium perenne, 858 nucleotides. The record is from RefSeq and is a predicted model, not a curated record. Lineage: Eukaryota; Viridiplantae; Streptophyta; Magnoliopsida; Poales; Poaceae.
AUGGGGCGGUCCACGCGAUUUAACAUAAUUCAAAGGGUAACAUCCUUAACAGGAGAGUUGAACUUCAAAGGGGUAGCGCCCUUGUCAAGAGAGUUGAGCGGAUGCGUGAAAAAGAGGCGCGCGCUAAAAAGUUUACCGCGCCCGCGCUUUUGGGCUAUCGCGCGCAGGAAAGUUGCCGCUUCGGCUGGCGCACGCUACAAACGCCACGCGGGCGCGCACGCCAACUGUCCGGAAUCUUCAGUUGCCCGCGUGUCGCUCCGCCUCCGCCUCCCUCCUCUCGCCUCACUGCCUCCCACGUCACGCCCGCGCCGCCGCUCCGUCUCCGACGACAGCAUGCCUCCAUGCUGCCGCUCCGCCUUCGACUACCGCGGCGUUCGCGCGCGGCCAAGCGGACGAUUCGAUGCCGAGAUCCGCUCCGGUGAGGAGCGCAUCCGCCUCAGCACCUUCGACACGGCGCACGAGGCGGUGCGCGCCUACGACGCCGUCGCCUGGCGCCUCGGCCGCUCCCGCCGCCAGAUGAACUUCCACGAUGACGAGCGCCUCCGCCUCGAGUGGGCGCGGCAGUUCCCGGAGGACGUCACCACGAUGGAGGCGUUCUACGCGCAGAAGGAGGAGCAGAAGGCGGCGGUGGCAAAGAAGAAGGCGGACCGCGAGAAGCGUCGGGCGGAGUCCGCGUCGAGGAAGGCGGCGAGGGUGGAGAAGGCGGCGAGGAGGGCGGAGGAGAAGAAAAACGGCACCGGGCCAUCCACGAUCAUCCUCUCCUCCUCCUCCUCCUCCUCCUUCGAGUGGACAUCUACUCCGGUGUCCGACACUACUCUGAGCAGCCACUCGUCAGACUUCGACUGGGACUCGGAGUAG